CUGCUGCUCUCCGCACGCAACGAAACGAUCUCCAUUUGUCAACAUUUGACAUCAUCUCCGAGUAUUUUCCAGUGAGCAUCAUCUACUAGUAUUCUCCCGCGACCGACUUGACUUUCACCUCAGCACUUACAAUACAGUCAAACAAGCUUACAAUGCUUCAACGAACACUAAGGACACCCGCCCUUCGAGGCGCUCUCGCAGCACUCUCUCCCCGCGCCACAUCCAACACCCUUCUUCCUCGAAUCACCUCUUCUCUCGGGCAGACAAGACUCCUCUCAAGUGAAGUGCGCAGCGCAAUCGACAAAGCCGUAGGCUCAGCGCCCGUAGUUCUCUUCAUGAAAGGCACCCCCGAAACGCCGCAAUGUGGAUUCAGCCGGACAUCAAUCCAGAUCCUCGGUCUUCAAGGCGUGGACCCAAGCAAAUUCACAGCCUUCAACGUCCUCGAAGAUGAAGAGCUAAGAACUGGAAUUAAAGAAUACUCCGACUGGCCGACAAUCCCUCAAUUAUACGUCGACAAGGAGUUCGUCGGCGGAUGCGACAUCCUGAUCAACAUGCACAAAGACGGCAGUCUGGCAGACUUACUCGCGCAGAAGAAAGUCAUCAUCGAAGACGAUUCGAACCCGGAAUCAGACACCGAAGGCCAACAAGCUCAAGAGACACGCGCGACCACGGAGCAGAGCACAGGUGGUCGAUCCAAGGACGCAAAGGGUGAAAGCUCGUAAUCUGCACCAGAAUAUGAGGGCCAAAAGGCUCGGGACACACGCGCGACCACCGAGCAGAGCACAAGCGGUCGGUCCAAAGAUGCAAAGGGCGAGACCUCGUAGUCACCUUGUCAAGAAGGAUCGCAAAGGGAGCUAGAAGUGUGUCA
This is a messenger RNA of Exophiala viscosa, 868 nucleotides long. RefSeq names its product monothiol glutaredoxin. The record is from RefSeq and is a predicted model, not a curated record. The coding region runs from base 153 to 722 and encodes 189 amino acids. NCBI's taxonomy places the organism in Eukaryota, Fungi, Ascomycota, Eurotiomycetes, Chaetothyriales, Herpotrichiellaceae. The transcript has 3 exons. Gene Ontology annotation, cellular component: mitochondrial matrix.